GUUGCGUUGAUAGCAGUCAGGGCAGCAGCCAGCAACACGCUGACAAGGACAUGAACUGAACGGUGUGAACAGCAGCCCCUGACGCCAACAUGUCCGCCUAAAAAGGGACUCUAGAUUUAUAACCUGUAGUGGAAUGGUAAAGAUAAGUCCGAAGACACGCUGAAAGACAUCGUGUGUGUCUGUUUGUGUGUUUAGGGAAGAUGAGCCUGGAUCAGGGUGACUACUCUCCGCUGAAACAUUUCGUUUUGGCCAAGAAGAAGAUCAGCGAUGUGUUUGAACAACUUCUGAAAUAUGUUGAGGAGAGUGCCCAGUUUGUGGAAGGCACGUGCACAGAUGCGUCUCUCGAGCAUGUGUCCAGUAGAGACCAGUUGGACCAGAUCCAGUCCUACACCAGUAAGCUGGCCAUCAUCAAGGAAGUGCUCGCACGCAGACACAUGAAGGUGGCCUUCUUUGGCAGGACGAGUAAUGGUAAGAGCACGGUGAUCAACGCGAUGCUGCGUGACCGUGUGCUGCCCAGUGGGAUAGGCCACACCACCAACUGCUUCCUCAGCGUGGAGGGAACAGACCAGGAGAAGGCCUACCUGAAGACCGAGGGCUCGGAGGAGGAGCAGAGCAUCAAGACGGUGAACCAGCUGGCCCAUGCUCUGCAUAUGGAUGAGAGUCUGGAUGCCGGUUGCCAGGUCAGGGUCUUCUGGCCCAAGAGCAAAUGUGCCCUACUCAGAGACGAUCUGGUGCUGUUGGACAGCCCUGGUACAGAUGUGACUACGCAGUUGGACAGCUGGAUCGAUAAGUUCUGUCUGGAUGCUGAUGUAUUUGUACUGGUGGCCAACUCCGAAUCAACACUCAUGAACACCGAGAAGCAUUUCUUCCACAAGGUGAACGAGCGUCUGUCCAAACCCAACAUCUUCAUCCUCAACAACCGCUGGGACGCCUCCGCCUCCGAACCAGAGUACAUGGAUGAGGUGCGUAAGCAACACACUGACCGGUGUAUUAGUUUCCUGUGUGAAGAGCUGAAGGUGGUGGAUUACGACCAGGCGCCCAAUAGGAUCUUCUUCGUCUCCGCCAAGGAAGUGCUCAACUCGCGCAUGCAGAAAGCGCAGGGUAUGCCAGAGACGGGUGGCGCGCUCGCUGAAGGGUUCCAGGAUCGACUCAAAGAGUUCCAGUGCUUUGAGAGACGCUUUGAGGAGACUAUCUCGCAAUCAGCAGUGAAGACCAAGUUUGAGCAGCACACACACCGCGCACAGCAGAUCACGUACAACGUCAAGGCAGUCAUGGACGCCAUCAACAUCGCCUCAGCGGAAAAAAGGGUGGUGUCUUUGGAGGAUCGUGAGUAUUUGAUGGACAGGUUGGAGUUUGUUCGUAAUCAGCUGAACCUGCUGAUCGAAGAGAUCAAGAAGAGAAUUAAAGCCAUCACGGAGGAAGUGCAACAACAGGUGUCCAGUGCCAUGGGUGAGGAGAUUUGUCGUCUCUCUCUGCUGGUCGAUGAGUUCCAAUCAGACUUCCACCCCUCACCGCACGUGCUGAAGAUGUACAAGGGGGAGCUCCUGAAGCAUGUUGAGGAGGGCAUGGGGAAGAAUCUGGCUUUCCGCUGCUCAGACGCCGUCAACGCCUCAAUGCAGAGCUCACAGAAGGACAUGAUAGACCUGAUGCAGCCUCUGCUGCCCCCUGCUGUUCAGGGUGAGGUUGCGACUCUGGUGCCACGCGGACGAUUCCAGCUCAGCUACGAACUCAACUGCGGAACCCUCUGCUCAGACUUCCAGGAGGACAUUGCUUUCCGCUUCUCGCUGGGUUGGAGCGCUCUGGUCACUCGCUUCCUCGGCCCCACAAACGCCAAACGUGCACUCAUGCUAGUGGACAACAGCCUUCAGAACAACCUACAGGUUGCGCGCCCGCUGGCUGCUGCCACCACCCCCGGCUCCUCAGUGUCUCUUCCACAGCAGCAGGAGGCAGCGUUGACUCAGGAGGAACUGAUGCUCACCAUGGUCAACAACCUGGCCUCCGUCACCUCACGCACCUCUAUGAGCGUACUGGUGGUGGGGGGAGUGGUGUGGCGUACAGUCGGCUGGCGCCUCAUAGCCCUGUCCAUGAGUAUGUACGGGAUGCUGUAUCUGUAUGAGCGGCUGACGUGGACCAGCAGAGCCCAACAGAGGGCGCUCAAGAGGCAGUUUGUGGACUUUGCAUCAGAGAAACUCAACAUGAUCGUCUCAUUCACAUCAGCCAACUGCAGCCACCAAGUACAGCAGGAGAUGGCCACCACGUUUGCGCGUCUGUGUCAGCAGGUGGACAUCACCCAGAAGCAGCUGGAAGGAGAAAUAAACACACUCACACACAAGAUCACGCAACUAGAGACCGUGCAGCAGCGCUCUAAAACACUCAGGCACAAAGCGUCGGAGUUGGAGGGUCAGUUGGAUGAUUUCACCAACCAUUACCUGAGACCCCAUCUGUCCUGAGGACAUUACACCAGGCCGUGUGUGUGUGUGUGUGUGUGUGUGUGUGUGUGUGUGUGUGUGUGUGUGUGUGUGUGUGUGUGUGUGUGUGUGUGUGUGUGUGUGUGUGUGUGUGUGUGUGUGUGUGUGUGUGUCUCAUGGAGCUACGAACUGUAUUUUUUUUCUCUCCCAGGAGAGUGUGUAUGUGUUCAGAAUCACACACACACUCAGACACAUGAAUUCCCAAAUAUUGUGAAACUGCAUCAUGCUGUGUGUGUGUGUGUGUGUGUGUGGCUGUGGCCUUUUCCAAGGAGGGAUUUUACCUCUCACCCUGUCCAUUCAACACUACCCUCCCUGUAUUGUGUGUGUGUGUGUUUGUGUGUGUGUUUGUGUGUGUGUUUGUGUGUGUGUGUGAGAGAGAGAGAGAGAGAGAGAGAGAGAGAUUGUGAGAAAGAUAGUGUGUGUGUGUGUCUGAGACAGAGGAAAAGAGUCAAGCAAAAAAGGAAGUGCGUGUGCGUGUAUGUGUGAUGGCUGAUGUUUACGUGUAUGAAGUUUGUCCAUAUUUGAAGGGAACCCCUGUCCUAAGCAACAAGUUGCCUAGCAACGCGCUGCUCCAGAUGAACUCACUGUAGCCCACUACUGCCUUCUUUUCUCCCGGGACGUGUGUGUGUGUGUGUGUGUGUGUGUGUGUUUGUGAGAGAGAGAGAUGUAUAUUGUUUGUUCUACUGAGAGAUUUCCAGGAGCAUGCAUCAAUUUUGAGUGGUUUUCUCCUGAGAUAUGUUUGUUAAUAAACAAGGAGCGUUGGCACACGUGUGUAUGUGUGCGUGCGUGCGUGUGUGCAUGCGUGCGUGUGUGCGCUCCUCCCAUGAUUUGAAGAAAGUCCUUUGGUUCCUGCUGUAGUUUUGUAAUCAGUAGAAUGGAACACACACCUGUGAAUGUGUGUGUGUGUUUGUGUUCAUGACCCUUUGAGGUCUUUGGAGACUCGAGUGACUGACUGAGUGUCUCUGUGGACUGAUGAGCUAAUAAAGUGCUCUACUUUACUAACA
Messenger RNA from Engraulis encrasicolus (European anchovy), 3472 nucleotides. Its product is annotated as mitofusin-1-like. NCBI's taxonomy places the organism in Eukaryota, Metazoa, Chordata, Actinopteri, Clupeiformes, Engraulidae. The transcript is spliced from 19 exons. Gene Ontology annotation, biological process: mitochondrial fusion; mitochondrion localization. The record is from RefSeq and is a predicted model, not a curated record. Gene Ontology annotation, molecular function: GTPase activity; GTP binding. The coding region runs from base 201 to 2450 and encodes 749 amino acids. Gene Ontology annotation, cellular component: mitochondrial outer membrane.